Echinostoma caproni is the source of this 3840-nucleotide messenger RNA. The record is from the annotation of a GenBank genome assembly. Lineage: Eukaryota; Metazoa; Platyhelminthes; Trematoda; Plagiorchiida; Echinostomatidae.
AUGCGUCUGAAGGACAGUUCGCUAUCCCCCAGUCCUACCUCGACAUCCACGGCACCUGUUUGUAAUCUCACUACUAGUGCCCGCUGUUGGUUGAUGGAACUGUUGGCCCUGCUUUCGACCGAUUCCGGCCUCGCUGUACGAUUACUCCGCCUCGGUGUGAUGGAAGUCUGUCAUCAAGUAAUUUUGAGCACCACAUGCAAAAAUCCAAUCCUGUCUGGUUCACCCCACUCCAACAACGCAUGCACCACUUCGGCCGUCCCCCAUUGGGAUCGUGUAGCCUGUGCUCGAGCUACCGAUCCGACCAAUCAGUUGUCCACUCAGGAGAAUCAACAGAUGUUGGACAACAUUGAGCAAAAACUAUGUCACAUGUUGGGUUAUAUGUGGGUGGAGGCUAGUGCUGAGUUGAGCAGGGUCCGUGGCCCGCAACAAACUCUCAAAGAUGGGUUGUACUAUAUCACCACUCGUUUCGCUCUGAAACUGCUGGCACAUUUACUAUUUCACGUGGAUGAUGCAUUCAACGAAUUCAAAAUGGUUUAUCAAGAGUCUGAUCCGUUCAAAUUGGUUGCUUGCUAUGGCCACCUGACUGGAGCUGUACCACCUGCUGUCCCCCGAUUAUGUCAUGAGCUUCCUCCGGGAUAUCGUUCCAAACGAACAAGAACACCAGGUCUAUGGGACACAACCCCGGGCACCAGUUCUGUUAAUACCACUGUGGUAGAUAAGCAACCAAUGAACUCGAAUUUGUCCGAAUUAUCGCAUCGACCUGUCCCCGUUUGUUCAUGUGUUCCGUCUGCUCAUGGCACUCAAGCUUUUUUGGGACUUAUUCGCGGUCUCUUGUACUGGCGCUUGGUCAACCCAGGGAACACUCGAAGUGUUGAGGCAGUGGAUCAAUUUGGGAAUCAUGUGACCUCCUCUUCUGGUUUGGGAAUGAAUGCGGACGAUGUGGCGCUUUUGGUCAUUCAACCCUUGACGGAAGGUUGUUUGCACGUGGAAGACACACGUAUCUUCUCGUGGAUAUGUCACGUUCUCGUCUUGGUUCUGGACCAGCGUACGGAAUUGCACUUUUGGACAGUCUACACUAACUCAUUCGUUCGCGAAAUGGACAACCGGGUCACCGCCCUGAUCAAAGCUGUUCAGGCAGCUGAAGACGGGCGAAACUGUGUUCAGUUCAUCGAGCAUCUGAUUCCCAUGGUAAAGUUAUUCGCUUGUCUGGCUUCCGGAAGCGAAUCGAUCCGUGUUCUGCUCAUCACCGACAACCUUGCAGCUGCUUGUCGUGGCCACAGUUUGUGCGCGGAUUUAGUGGAGGCGGCCUCGUGCGCUCUGGUCAACAUAUUAUUACCACAGUCUCCUAUUCGUCAAAAAGAGUCUCAUCCGCUCAUGGACAGUUGCUUGGAUGUCCUCAUUCGUCUAAUCACAGUGACCGAAUCUGGACCAGUGACCAGUCCUCAAAACCGACCUGAUAUACCUGCCCUGGAGGAGACCCAGAUUGAAACGACACCAGAACUACGUAUGCAUCACACUCUGUCCGCACCGGAGCUACUUACGAUGCUGCUCCGUCUCAGAUUGAACGGAAUCUGGGGUUUGGUCAAUUUCUUGCAUGGUGCCUCUGCGGUCACUUGCUCCGAACUUUUCGAUCGUUUAGUCUCCGAUGGAGUCUGGCUUGACCUACUUCGACCGUUAGCCACAAACACUCAUAAUUCGACCGCUUGGACCAAUCCUCAAGUAAACCACACACCAACCACCCGUCGAUGUUCAACCGGUUCCGUCAAUCGGCUGGAAUCCAAGACAAACAAACUAAGAACUCGGAGUAUGAUUCUACCUGAGUCCGCAUCCAUUCGUGAUCCCAUGUUCUUCCCACCACUUUCGCUGACACCACCAGACGAACGGUUGAAACCGAUUAGUCCACCAAGUCUUCCAUCGAAACGGGCCGGAUCGGAGAAACCAGUUUCACCCACAGUUCCCGAGGAAGGCAUGACUUCACCUAAUCACCAAGUGGACGCACAUGUUCAAACUAUGUUGCUUCACAAAACGCUAAUGUUCUUGCAUAAUCUGCUGCGCCACGAAAAGGUGAUUGAUAUGAUUGUCAAAGAGCAUUGGUGGAAUAUCACCCAGCUACUGGUUUCGGUGCUCGAGGGCAACUAUCCGCAACCAGUGAAAGAGCAGCGUUCUCCGGACAGCCAUAUCAAAGCGGCGGCGCUUACAGCAACUUACAAUCUACUUGGUCUGGGUCGUGAUCCUUCUGAUUACGGUCUGAUUGGUUCAAGCCGGACCCACAGUGAUCCUUUUUUGUCACAUCAGUGGCGUCUGUAUCAUCGACACCAUCGUCAAAAAGAUCGCCAUCGACGAAAGGUUGAAAAUCUUAACCGUUCAACUACAAGUUCAUCAACUGCUGGACCGUCUACGCGACGAGAUGUGGCCACUUGUGUUGCCCAGAGUGCUUUAGAAGAGGCUGAAGAGGAAAUAGAAGAGGAAGAGGAACAGGACAUUGUGCUGGAACAUGCCGUGAUGACUGAGGAGGGCUCGCUGCAUUUGCCCGGUGCUCGGGAUUCCAUUUCCCAUAGGGCUCUGCAGACUGAUGAAGUGCUAACAGACCCGUCACCGGUUGUGCAAGACUCGACUGUUUCGUUUUCAGGAGACCGUCCCUUAGCUCCUCUCGAUCCUAGUUCUUCGACGAGUUUUGGACGUCGGACGUUCACGCAUCAAUCCAGUCGCCGAUGGUGGCAUUUAUCGCCAACCACCACGGAAUCGAGUUUCACUCACAGAAUCACUCCAAGUACUACACAGACGAGAGCAACAGCUGCUAAUGCUACUCUCUGCUCUUUAUCUGCUAGUUCCUCUUCCUCCAGCACCUCCAGUACUUCUUCCACGUCUUGUGCGGAAGAUCUAGCCAGUACUGUCGUCCAAGUUCCGGAUCUGGAUCAGUCUACCACUCAGGAUACCGGUGCUUUUUCGUCUACAAGUUGCAGCGAGGCCGAGUUAAAUGUCACCACUCCCUCCAUCGAUCAGCACUCCCACGAUGAUACGAUGGCCGAAUCAUUGGCAUUGGAUGCUCGUGCACCUCUUGCCUCUCAAGAGGGCGCUGACGAGACAGAAUCACAAGCUGUUCAGCUAACUCGUGUCUACUCGACUGAUGCUGCUUCUCAGACUGCAGGAGUUACUGCUUUCAGUGGUCCGGUUUCGUCAUCCCAAUCUCGUUGGGGUGAUAGCAGAGCUGUUCGCAAGGAGACAGAUCAAACCUCUUCCCGGCACCAACCUUGGUCUGGCUCGUUACAACAACAGUUUGUCUGUCCACGACGUUCCCGUCGCGAUCUGGAAACUGGAUUCCGUCAGAUUCUGUUACCUUUUCUUCAGGAGUUGGAAUCUGAUCAGCUUUUACGAAACACAUGGGAUUGGCUUAUGUUGCGAGCAAACACACGCGGCAAACCGGUUCCAUUGCAUCACCUGUUUGUUGCUUGGCAGCGUCUCUACAAUAUGCUUCCAAGUGGGAGUCCUCCUCACACCAUAUCUGACACGCUUAAUAUUGAGUCUAAUUUGUUCAAUAACUGUGUAACAGUAGAUGCGUUUCUCCGCCGCCUCAAAGAUUCAUCCAAUCCCACUUGCUCCACUUCGUUAUUGGCCGCAAUACCCCGGCACCGUGAUGGUCGCCAUCGUCGCAGACACCAUCAUUGUCAUCGACAUCAAUCUCAUGGACAGAAUCGGCACAUGACAUCACCACGUGAAACCACCACGGCUGCCGUCACAGAUGGUGCAUCAACCUCAACACCAGUUCCCCCGGUGACCACAUCCGAAGAAGUGGAACGAACUGAUGAGUUUGUCUCCGAUGACCCAAGUGGUCGUAACUGA